Messenger RNA from Boleophthalmus pectinirostris (great blue-spotted mudskipper), 2772 nucleotides. RefSeq names its product inter-alpha-trypsin inhibitor heavy chain H3-like. Gene Ontology annotation, molecular function: serine-type endopeptidase inhibitor activity. The transcript is spliced from 22 exons. Lineage: Eukaryota; Metazoa; Chordata; Actinopteri; Gobiiformes; Gobiidae. Bases 32 to 2770 code for a protein of 912 amino acids. Gene Ontology annotation, biological process: hyaluronan metabolic process. The record is from RefSeq and is a predicted model, not a curated record.
UAGUGUAUGAGUGUUCAGUGUAGAUUGGGUCAUGUCUGGACUUUUGGGUGUCCGACGCCUGCUGCUCUGGGGCUGCCUGGGCCUUGUGCUUCCUGGGCUGGCCCAUGGAGCUGUGCUGGUUUCUUUGGAGGAAGCAGCCAACAUGAAGCUUUCCAGUGGAGCCCCAAGAUCACUGCAGAAAAGAAACUCCGACAAGAAUAUGGUGGAGGUGCACAGCGUGACGGUGGACUGCACAGUUACCUCGCGUUUUGCUCACACCGUGGUGACGUCCAAGGCCCUGAACAAGGCCAACAGCUCACAGGAAAUUUUCUUUGAGGUGGAGCUCCCCAAGACUGCGUUCAUCACCAACUUCAGCAUGGAAAUUGAUGGUCGGGUGUAUGUAGGUGUGGUGAAGGAGAAGGAAAAGGCAAAGAAACAGUACGAGACUGCUGUUAAAGCUGGACAGACCGCUGCGCUGGUGAAGGCUUCAGGGAGAAAGAUGGAGAAGUUUUCUGUCUCUGUUAACAUUGCAGCUUUAAGUGGUGUAACAUUCACGCUGACAUACGAAGAGCUCUUACAGAGAAAACUGGGCCAGUAUGAGAUCGUUACCCGAGUUCGGCCCAAGCAGCCCAUUCAAGAGUUUAAGAUUGUUACAAACAUCUUUGAACCUCAGGGAAUUUCAAAUGUUGAUGUCCAGUCCACUUUCCUCUCCAAUGAGCUGCUUCCUCUAGUGGAGAAAACUGUAACAGACAAAAAAGCACGCGUCUUCUUUUCGCCAACACUGGAGCAGCAGAGGAGUUGUCCAGACUGUGAAGAGACAUUGAUUAAUGGAGAUUUUAUUGUAAAAUAUGACGUGAGGAGAGAAAAGGGCCUUGGCGAUAUACAGAUUAUCAAUGGACACUUUGUGCAUUACUUUGCUCCCCCUGACCUACGCCGUGUCCCAGUGAAUGUAGUGUUUGUCAUUGACGUUAGUGGUUCCAUGAGCGGCAGAAAAAUAGUACAGACUCGAGAGGCAAUGACAAAAAUCCUCCAAGACCUGCAAGAGGAGGAUCACUUUGCCAUAGUCAUAUUUAGUUUUGACGUUAGACCCUUGGAUCCGACACUGCAACAAGCUACCCAGGAAGCUGUCAAGAAAGCAAUGCAAAAAACAAGUAGAUUGAACGCAGUUGGAGGGACAAAUAUUAAUGACGCGGUGCUGAAAGCUGUUGAGAUGCUUCACACAGCAAGGAAAAAUGAAAAACUUCCCCAAAGAAGUGCUGAUGCAAUUAUGUUACUGACUGAUGGCAUGCCAAAUUCAGGGGAAAGUAACCCUGCCAUGAUCCAAAAAAAUGUGCAAAAUGCUAUCAGUGGAAAUAUGUCUCUGUACUGUCUUGGCUUUGGGAAUGACGUAGAAUACUCCUUUCUUGAUGUGAUGAGCCAAGAGAACAAGGGAUUUGCCCGCAGAAUCUUUGAGGACUCUGACGCAGCUCUACAACUACAAGGUUUCUAUGAAGAGGUGUCUAGUCCGCUGCUGUUAGGGGUUGAUUUGAAGUAUCCCGUCACCACCGUGGACUCAUUGACCACAAACCACUUCGACCAUUUGUUCAACGGCACAGAGAUCGUAGUGGCCGGUCGACUUAUGGAUAACAGCAUUGAUAAUUUUCCUGUGGAGGUUUUCGGAGUUGGGCUUGAAGACUACGAGGUGCAGGGCCAGGCCAGUGCUCUUGACUGGGCUGUGAUGUAUCCAGAUGAGGAGUACAUAUUUGGAGACUUUACUGAGCGCCUGUGGGCAUAUCUCACCAUUCAACAGCUUCUGGAAAAGAGUAAGACUGGCAGGGCUGAAGAAAAGGACAAGCAUAAAGCCGAAGCACUAGAGAUGUCCCUGAAGUAUAAUUUUGUGACCCCUCUCACAUCCAUGGUUGUAACAAAACCAGAAUCUGAAGACCCACCGCUAGUGGCUGAUAAGUUGACAGAGGAACAACGUCAACAGGCAGAGAAAAUGGGCCUAACAGCACAGCAUAUGAAAGUGACAAGCACAAGCUAUCACAGACCCAUACAACCUGUUCAACUGGUGGAUGGUGACCCUCACUUCCUGAUUGAGCUGCCAGACAGAGGAGACGCUCUAUGCUUCAAUAUUAACAACAAACCUGGGACUAUCUUUACUUUAGUGAAAGACCAAGAAUCCGGUAUUCUGGUAAAUGGACAGACAAUAGGAGACAAGGCAAUACCCCCUGAUGGUCAAAUCAAUACAUAUUUUAGUCGCUUUGGAAUUGUCCAUAAAACCUUGGGAGUACAGCUGGAGGUGAGCACUCAGGACAUCUCUGUGUUCCAGGACGGCAAAUGGGUCACUCUUCUAUGGUCUGGUACAGCAUCACUUAAAGGACCCAAUCUGGAUUUACUGUUGAGCAAAGACCGCAGCUUAACUGUGACUUUAAAAGACUCUGUGAAGUUUGUGAUCUUAUUACAUAAAGUGUGGGAGAAGCACCCAUACCACAGAGACUACCUGGGCUUCUACACACUAGAUAGCCAUCUUUUGUCCCCCAAUGUCCAUGGUCUUCUAGGUCAAUUUUAUCACAACAUUGAGUUUGAAGUGUCUGACCUGCGUCCAGGAGAAUCCCCAGAGAAACCAGAUGCCACUAUGUUUGUAAAAGGACACCAGCUCAAUGUGACAAGAGGCUGGCAGAGAGACUUCAGGAAUAAUAUAAAGAACGGAGAGAACAUCCCUUGCUGGUUCAUCCACAACAAUGCCACAGGCCUCAUUGAUGGAGAAGCAAGUGACUACAUUGUGUCAGGUCUUUUCAAGAAUUUCUGAAA